AUGGAGAAUUUGACUUCAACAGCCCCGGAUGUGACAACCGUGUACAUUACAUCAGCGGACCAAGAUGCCACUGGUUUUUCUUUCAAAUCCAAAACUCUACAGGAUUUAUCAGACCUUCAAUCGACAUCUGCAUCUCAGAAUCCAACCAGCGUCUAUCAGCAAACCACAAUCCCCGUCGACGUCGCUCUAUGCUCAGUGCACGAGUUCCUAACCUGUUGGCUCAUACCUGUCUCUUCCAUCUUAAGUCUGAUAUCCAUAUUCGGCAAUGUCGCCACAAUCACCAACAUACUGCGCAGGCGCAUGUACAAAAACGGAACUUACUUAUGCAUUUUGCUGGUGGCAAUGGGUGACCUUUUGGCGACUAUCAUAGUUUAUGUCUUUAUGUUUAUUCUAUUUCCCAUGAUGUUCGAGCUUUAUCUUAACAUUCCCCUUUGCGUUUUGUUUUUCUGGAUUGGGUACACUUAUCACUUCUGGGCUGGGAGUAACAUUGUUCUGCUUGCCUUUGAGAGGUAUUCUCUGAUCACAAACCCAUUUAAAUAUCAAACAUUUCAUAGAAAGCAUCGAGCGGUCAAGAUAUCGCUGCUUAAUUUGUUCAUUUUGUCCGUCUUGUGCAUUGCAUAUGCCGUCGUUUUAUCGUUUAUCGAAUCUUGUCCCGAAUUCUUCCUGAUAAUGUAUUACUUCGCUUUUAUCGGCGUUCCGUUUUUCUUUAUAAUUACAGGAAUGCUGCUGUUUUUACAUUGUUAUAAACUGAUCAAGAUAAAAAACAUGCCCAACCUUUCCCUUCAAACCUCAAACAAGAAAGGACAAAGCCACAGUUAAUUAACCACAUGUAGUCAUAAUUACACACAUCAUUUCAUAGUUUACCGUUAACUAACAAGUCAUAACACACACACAAUGUUAUAGUUUUCCGUUAACCAACUAGUCAUAAUACACAUUAUGUUAUAGUUUACCGUUAACUAACUAUUUACAACAUGUACUAUGAAAUAUAGUUUACCGGUUAAUUAAGAACUUGUCGUGCCGUGCUAUAGUUUACAUUUUGUUACUUAGUCAACAUAAAUACCAAAGGAUUAUUAAACAUUUCCCAAUUUAACAGCCAAAAGCCGUUGUGAUUAGCUAAUAUACAUGUACUUAUAUGUAUAAUUACUUUAAAUGCUAGGUCCUUUCAAAAUUAUUCAUUAUUCUCUUUGAAUUAAUGUUGUCUGAUCAUCAGCAGUAUUCGAUACUCCACAUUUCUGAGUUUUUCAUGUUUUUAUCACAGAUUUGGCGAUUAUUUUUGAAAAUGUAUUGUAUAAAGAAUUGUGGGUUUUUUUCUUGAUCGUUGUUUUGGCCCAGCUGUAUUAAGAAGAACAACAGUACUUCAUAUUAACUAUUUACCAUUUACCAUUUAGAAUUAAUCACAUUUCUUCUUUUACCCUUUUCAUAACUCAUCUUGGCAAACACGCUGUUACUUUAUAUCGGAAUACCAUUUCUGUUGGUUUCAAUUAAUAUACAAAGUAUGAAAAACAGAUAUAAUUUUAAGAAUGAAAACAAUACUUUGAGCUGAGAGUUGAAGAACUGUUAAUGAAUAUAAAAUAAUUAUGAUAUUAUGACCUCCUGUUGUUAAUCUCAGAACCAACCGGCUUCAUUACUGAACCCAGCUAUUGACCAAAGUAAUCGGAGCCGAACGCUACAGUGACGAGUAUAUUGUUACUGCCUCUGUUUUCAUGAACAGUUUUUAGAUAAUUGUAUAAUGUUUGUAAUGUUUUGUCUAGAGAAUAGAUUUCGUGUGUUACACCAUCAUUAGGGUAUUAAUCAAACCUCAUUUGUCGAGGAGAUUCUGUUAACCCGUAGUUCUGUUAUUGUUUCUUUAUAUCGCUAUCAAUCGUUUGUCCCCUGUAGGAAUUACAGUUUCUUUACUAUACAUGUAUUACGUAAACUAAUAUCUUGAUGUUGAUUUAAACUGUGUACAUAUAAACAUUCAAUUUUCAAUGACAUAAUAUCAUUAAAAAUAUAG
This is a messenger RNA of Magallana angulata, 1993 nucleotides long. Its product is annotated as olfactory receptor 51V1-like. Gene Ontology annotation, cellular component: plasma membrane. Bases 1 to 819 code for a protein of 272 amino acids. Gene Ontology annotation, molecular function: G protein-coupled receptor activity. Gene Ontology annotation, biological process: G protein-coupled receptor signaling pathway. Lineage: Eukaryota; Metazoa; Mollusca; Bivalvia; Ostreida; Ostreidae. The record is from RefSeq and is a predicted model, not a curated record. The transcript has a single exon.